CUUAAACCUGUUAUUCACUUUCCCGGCAAAGUAAUAUUUACGGGAAACAAUUUACCCUACCAUUUCUCUCACCCACGCAUCUCACCCAUCUCUCUCUCUCGUCCAGACCCAGCCUCUCUCUCGUCCAGACCCAGCACCGCUUCCGUCGAGGACGCCGCCGCCGCCUUCCGAUCCACCACGCCGUAGCCGGACUUUCCUCUGCCGCCACCACCAGAGAAAUGAGAGAAAGCAAGGGUGUUGUUGGUCUAUCAUGGGAACCAAAGCUGCCAAACUUGUCGUCGGCAACUUCAAGUGGCUCUAGUUCUUACACUAAAGCUCAAUCAACUCAGCCCGAAAGCAGUGUACUUUGGAAAGCCAGUACAGAGCUUGUGGAUGGUCUUUUUGUUCCGCCAAAUAACCAAAGAAAGUUGAACAAGUUACUACGAAAACAAGUCAAAGAUACUACUGGGAGUAGUUGGUUUGACAUGCCGGCACCAACCAUGACUUCAGAACUGCAGAAAGACCUUCAAUUAUUAAAGUUAAGGAAUGUGAUGGAUCCGAAGAGGCAUUACAAGAAGGGCGAGUCAAAGUCAACCAAGUAUUUUCAGGUGGGAACAGUGAUAGAGUCUCCAUUAGAUUUCUUCUCUGGUAGAUUGACCAAGAAGGAAAGGAAGGCAUCCCUUGCCAAUGAGCUGCUUUCUGAUCGUACACUCAGCGAGUACCGAAAGCGCAAGGUUAGAGAGAUAGAAGAAAAAAAUCAACCAGCUGGGAAUGAAAAAUGGAAGAAUAAAGGCAAGCAAACCAUGAAGCGUGCAAAACAAAGAAGACACUGAAUAUGUUUAUGAUUUUGAAACUGACGGGAUCCUUCGACAUCCCUGCCUGAGAAGAUUCAUUUGUAAUCUGUGCUUUCUUCGCCUGAACCUCGUCGCGGAUGAACACGACGACCAAGCUUUCACAAAUACUGGACGGUAAUGGACGGGAGAUAUGACUAUGUGGGUGUCUCGUUUUUGUUUCCCCUUAUAAGUUGAUGAUAUAUACUUGUAUGUCGAUGGUAUUUACUUGGUUUCCAAUGUUUAUUUUUUUCUUGUUCUGUUCAAGGCAACACAAUCUUACUCUUAGAUUUAUUUUUUCUUUCUUUCUUUUCCAAGUUAAUUGAUUAUUAGGGCAAAACGGUCUUUUUCUUUUUCCGCUUGACGGUUAUUAAAAUUUGGGUAGAAAUGUCUGCAUGCACGUCAGGUAAUGUGCUUCUUUGUCA
Molecule: messenger RNA, 1234 nt
Organism: Morus notabilis
Lineage: Eukaryota; Viridiplantae; Streptophyta; Magnoliopsida; Rosales; Moraceae
Product: rRNA-processing protein fcf2
Exons: 6
Coding region: 219-812 (197 amino acids)
Biological process (GO): RNA processing
Cellular component (GO): nucleolus
Molecular function (GO): RNA binding
Source: RefSeq, a predicted model, not a curated record